AUGGUCCAACACACACCAGAUAUCUACCUCAAUGAACUGCAGGAUUUUUUGGAAAGGAGGAGGGGUGUUAUUGCCAGUUUGUCAUGUAUUUGGACAGCUUUGAAGCGAUCAGGAUAUUCUAUGAAAAAGCUCAUCGUGAGGCAAUUGAACAUAGUGAAGCCAAGCAUGCUGAGUUCUGCUACAAUUAUGGUCUGCAGUUUACAGCAGAGCAAACUGUUUUUGUCGAUGAGAGCUCUUUUGAUUGCCGAACAUCCAUCUGUACCUGAGCCUGGGCUUUGCAUGGUGAGUGUGCUAGUAAGCACUGCUUUUUUGUUUGUGGUUGCCACUUUAUCAAUCAAUGGCAUGAUCCACAUCAAGAUUGUUGAAGGAUCAUUUACAGCAAGCCUAUUUUAUGAGUUUAUUGAGGGCUUACUUGACAAGAUGCAACCAUUCCCACUCCAAAAUUCUGUUAUUGUCAUGGAUAAUGCAUGCAUCCACAAGGAUCCACACAUACUUGACCUCAUUGAGGAGUGUGGUAUGCAGUAUCAAGGCCUUUGUUCAUUGAUCAGGUGUGCUUCUGCGAGAAGACUUGACAAUGGAUGGAGAUGA
Laccaria bicolor S238N-H82 is the source of this 588-nucleotide messenger RNA. RefSeq lists its product as uncharacterized. The coding region runs from base 1 to 588 and encodes 195 amino acids. Gene Ontology annotation, molecular function: nucleic acid binding. The transcript has 5 exons. The record is from RefSeq and is a predicted model, not a curated record. Lineage: Eukaryota; Fungi; Basidiomycota; Agaricomycetes; Agaricales; Hydnangiaceae.